AAGCGCCCGUCGUGGAGAGGGUCAAAUCGAAGCCGUUAAUGAGAUCAACGGGCUCUUAAAUGGCGAGAAUCUGAAAGUGCAGACGCCAGCGACGAGCCAUGGCCACGUCCGCGAGCCAUGAAGAAGAUGUCUCGGCUCCCCUCGUCCAGAAGGAGAUCGGAGCUCAUGGCUCCCCUACGGCGGCGGCGGAGCUCGCCGCAGGCGAGAGCUCCCCGAUCGAGCAGGUCGCGCUCACGGUCCCGGCCGGCGACGACCCUUCUCUCCCGGCCGUCACGUUCCGCACGUUCGUCCUCGGGACCCUGGCGUGCUCUCUGCUUUCCUUCCUCAACCAGUUCUUCUGGUACCGCCGCGAGCCUCUCUCCGUGACCUCCGUCUCUGCUCAGAUCGCCGUCGUCCCCAUAGGUCACCUCAUGGCCGGAGUGAUCACGACGAGAGUCUUCUUCGAGGGGCGUAAGUGGCAAUUCACGCUCAAUCCGGGGCCGUUCAACGUCAAGGAGCACGUGCUGAUCACGAUCUUUGCCAACUCGGGCGCGGCCACCGUCUACGCCAUUCACAUCAUCAGCGUCGUCAAGAUCUUCUACCGGAAGGAGAUGUCGUUUCUUGUGGCGCUGGUCGUCGUCUUGACGACCCAGGUCUUGGGGUUCGGCUGGGCCGGGCUGUUCCGGCGGUACUUGGUCGAGCCCGCCGCCAUGUGGUGGCCCCAGAACCUCGUGCAGGUCUCGUUGUUCAGAGCACUGCACGAGAAAGAGCAGAGGCCAAAAGGCGGAUUGACGCGGAACCAUUUUUUCCUUAUAGCCUUCAUCUGUAGCUUCAGUUACUACGUCUUUCCUGGUUACCUCUUUCCAAUGUUGACCUCUCUUUCCUGGAUCUGCUGGAUAUUCCCUGCUUCAGUUGUAGCUCACCAGUUAGGUUCUGGACUCCAUGGUCUUGGGAUCGGUGCAAUCGGACUUGACUGGUCCAGCAUCUCCUCUUAUCUUGGUAGUCCACUGGCUAGCCCGUGGUUUGCUACUGCGAAUAUUGCUGUUGGUUUUGCCCUUGUCGUGUAUGUCAUCACACCUAUUGCUUACUCUCUCAACAUAUACAAAUCCAGGACUUUCCCAAUAUUCUCAGAUAGCUUGUUCACAUCUUUGGGACAAAAGUACAACAUUUCGACUAUCAUAGAUGAACACUUCCAUUUAGAUGCUGAGGCAUAUGAAAGAGAGGGUCCUCUUUAUAUGAGCACCUUCUUUGCUGCGUACUAUGGCAUCAGCUUUGCCUGCCUUACUGCUACCGUUGUUCAUGUGUUCCUCUUCCAUGGAAAAGAAAUAUGGCUGCUGAGCAAGUCCGCCUUUAGUGAGAAGAGAAUGGAUAUACACACUAAGCUCAUGAGAAGAUACAAGCAAGUCCCUGAAUGGUGGUUCACUUGUAUGCUUUUGGCAAAUAUUGUGGCGACUAUAUUUACAUGUCAGUAUUUCAAGGAUCAGCUUCAACUACCAUGGUGGGGUGUUCUGCUAGCAUGUGCUCUUGCCAUGGUGUUCACUCUUCCUGUUGGAGUCAUCACUGCAACAACAAAUCAGACACCGGGUUUGAAUGUGAUCACAGAAUUUAUCAUUGGGUACAUUUACCCAGGAUAUCCAGUGGCAAACAUUCUGUUUAAAGUCUAUGGGCACAUCAGUAUGAAGCAGGGGAUCGUAUUCUUACAAGACUUCAAGCUCGGGCACUACAUGAAAAUUCCUCCUCGAGCGAUGUUUAUGGCACAGGUGGUCGGUACUGUUGUUGCGGCAUUAGUGCAUCUCGGAACGGCGUGGUGGCUUAUGGAUACAGUCCCCCACAUUUGUAACCGGGAGCUGCUUCCAGCAGGCAGUCCGUGGACUUGCCCUGGUGACCAUGUAUUUUUUGAUGCUUCAGUCAUUUGGGGUCUGAUCGGGCCGCGCAGGAUAUUUGGAGAUCUCGGCCACUACUCCACCAUCAACUGGUUUUUCUUGGUAGGGGCCAUAGCUCCUUUCAUUGUUUGGCUUGCACAUAAGGCCUUUCCAGACAAGGAGUGGAUUAGACUAAUCACAAUGCCUGUGCUCCUCGGUGCCACAGUAAGCAUGCCUCCAGCUACUGCCGUUAACUACACCAGUUGGAUCAUCGCCGGAUUUUUAUCGGGAUUCGUUGCAUACCGAUACUAUCGAGGUUGGUGGAGUCGCCAUAAUUACGUGCUAUCGGGUGCACUUGAUGCCGGGUUAGCCUUUAUGGCCGUCCUCCUGUACUUGUGUUUGGGAAUGAGGCAUGUUAGCCUCAGUUGGUGGGGUGAAGAUCCUGAUGGAUGUCCAUUAGCCUCUUGCCCCACAGCUAAAGGGGUCGUCGUUGAAGGCUGUCCAGUCUUUUGAUGCGAAGAAUCAUUCGAGUUGUGGUGUAUGUAGUUUGUAAAAUUCUUUCUAUCAGGUGUAAGUCACGGACACUUAUUUAUCUUAUGGCUAUGUGAUUCUGUAAAAUCUGCCAUCGAAAAGUUGUAAAAUUGAUUAUCAUUAUGGUUAAUCUUCCACAAAUCCGUUGUUUA
Molecule: messenger RNA, 2524 nt
Organism: Rhodamnia argentea
Lineage: Eukaryota; Viridiplantae; Streptophyta; Magnoliopsida; Myrtales; Myrtaceae
Product: oligopeptide transporter 7-like
Exons: 7
Coding region: 99-2354 (751 amino acids)
Biological process (GO): transmembrane transport
Molecular function (GO): oligopeptide transmembrane transporter activity
Source: RefSeq, a predicted model, not a curated record